ACGGGAACCAUGGAUGCUGGGGGCCCCUCCCCGCCUCCCCCCGUUGUUCGAUUGUAGAUACUAAGGUAGUGAUGGAAAAUACCUUAGGUAAAAGAGCCCGCAAAUCACUUGCUUCCAGUGAGAACGCCGUUGACUAGGGGUCCUGCAUGGUGGGCGAAAGAGGAGUGGGGGAGAGGAAACAGGAUGGAAUUUGAUUCGAGAUUACGAGAGCUGGGGAUGUGUGUGUGUGUGUGUGUGUGUGUGUGUGUGUGUGUGUGUGUGUGUGUGCACGGCUUUGCUGCGGCUUUCCCUGUGCUACCGUGUCACAACACCUGGGCUCGACGCAGAGUCCAGGAUUUUAUUGUUUCUCUGUCGCCUUCCAUCGGGUUGUUGUUGUUGUUGUUCGGAGUCUGGCAUCAUUUUACUGACUCUGCGCUUCGUUUGAAGAGAGAUGGUGGGGAUGUGGUGUAGGCAUCUCGAAGGAGAUCUGUUGACGCUGAUGCUGAUGUGGAUAACUAGGUGGGUG
Molecule: messenger RNA, 505 nt
Organism: Aspergillus saccharolyticus JOP 1030-1
Lineage: Eukaryota; Fungi; Ascomycota; Eurotiomycetes; Eurotiales; Aspergillaceae
Exons: 1
Coding region: 184-450 (88 amino acids)
Source: RefSeq, a predicted model, not a curated record